UAUGGAUUUUACUUCAACUGAUUCUCUUGAUACCAAUUGGUGGGUGUUUACACUCCCAGCAAUUGUUGAAACUCAGAAUUUGUUUAAUAGUUGGCUUUUGAUUUCUGUUUUUAUUGCAUUUCUGUGUGUUUGUCUCUUGACAUGGGUUGUUCCCACUGGAGGUUUCGCCUGGAAAAAUGGGAGAAACCAAGUGGGUUCAGUUCCCAUUUUCGGACCCAGUGGCCUGCCUUUGUUUGGCUGUUUGUUCAGUUUGAGCCGCGGGUUGGCUCACCGUACUCUGGCUUCCAUGGCUUAUAGCUUCGGUGCUGAACAACUCAUGGCUCUGAGCCUGGGUUCUACUCCUGUUGUUGUCACUUCUGAUCCAAUUAUCGCCCGUGAAAUCUUAACCUCUUCUCACUUUUCCAACCGUCCUGUCAAACAAUCCGCUAAAAGCCUCAUGUUCAGUCGUGCCAUUGGGUUUGCGCCGAACGGCUCUUACUGGCGGCUCCUCAGAAGAAUCGCUUCGUCUCACUUGUUCGCUCCAAAGCGCAUUGCGGCGCAUGAAGCCGGACGCCAGAUGGACUGCAUAUCCAUGCUGCACGCCGUAGCUGAAGAACAAUCUCUUAAUGGGGUUGUUUAUUUGCGCAAACAUUUACAAGCUACGGCUCUCAACAACAUAAUGGGCACUGUGUUUGGUAAACGUUACGAUACGGGGGGUUUCAGUGAGGAGGUUAAAGAGUUGCAUGAGAUUGUUAGAGAAGGGUUUGAAAUCUUGGGUGCGUUUAACUGGUCUGAUUACUUGCCGUGGCUGAAAUACUUCUACGAUCCUUAUCGUAUCAAUAAACGUUGUUCGGUUCUUGUUCCUCGUAUAAGAAAACUCGUAAAACAAAUCAUCAAAGAACACCAACUCAGAGACCAAAGGAACCUCCUUGAUAAUUCUGAUUUCGUUGACGUUUUGCUCUCUAUGGAUGAAGACGAGAAGCUGGAUGAGGAAGAUAUGAUCGCUGUGUUAUGGGAAAUGAUCUUUCGUGGAACUGAUACAACAGCAAUUUUAACUGAGUGGCUCCUGGCGGAGCUGAUUUUGAACCCUGAUAUUCAAGCCAAAGUUCACCAAGAGCUUGAUCUCAUCACCGGAAACAAAAUCGAUAUAACAGAUGCUGACGUGGCGAAGUUAACAUAUCUUCAAGCUGUGAUCAAGGAAACCCUACGAGUCCACCCACCAGGGCCCCUCCUAUCAUGGGCUCGUCUCUCCACGUCAGACGUCCAACUCAGUAACGGUAUGGUUGUUCCUGCUAAAACAACCGCCAUGGUCAACAUGUGGGCCAUAACUCAUGAUCCAACUGUCUGGGAAGAGCCAUUCGUCUUUAAGCCAGAGAGGUAUUUGAAAAGUGAAGGUGGCGUUGACGUGGACGUGAGAGGCGUUGACCUGAGACUCGCACCGUUCGGUGCUGGCCGUAGGGUUUGUCCUGGGAAGAACCUGGGGCUCGUCACGGUGAGCCUCUGGGUGGCGAAGUUGUUGCACCGAUUUGAAUGGGUUCAAGACAAGGCUAAUCCAGUUGACCUGAAUGAGGUGCUUAAUUUAUCUUGUGAAAUGAAGCACCCUCUCCGUGCUGUCGUGGUUCCAAGAUAUGCAUGAUCGUGUGUUCAACGUCUCGUUCAGUGUUAAAGGGCUUUGCCUGAAUAUGCUACGUUAUUUUUGUGGUUAAGUUCUUAUAAUAUAGGUGUAUAUUUAGUGAAAAAUAAAGUUGAUGGACUUAAUGGUAAGUUU
This is a messenger RNA of Mangifera indica (mango), 1747 nucleotides long. Its product is annotated as cytochrome P450 78A7-like. Gene Ontology annotation, molecular function: monooxygenase activity; heme binding; iron ion binding. The transcript has 2 exons. The coding region runs from base 2 to 1615 and encodes 537 amino acids. The record is from RefSeq and is a predicted model, not a curated record. NCBI's taxonomy places the organism in Eukaryota, Viridiplantae, Streptophyta, Magnoliopsida, Sapindales, Anacardiaceae.